CGACUGCUGCCCGCUCCGCUCUCGCUUCUCUCCUGCUCGCCAUGGACUCGUUGACUUUCUCCCGGCGCCCCGGCCAGGCUCUCUCGGCCGCCGCCGCCCUGGCCACGGAGCUCUCCCGGCCCCUGACCGACGGGCUUAUCAAGUCCCCCAAGCCCCUGAUGAAGAAGCAGGCGGUGAAGCGGCACCACCACAAGCACAACCUGCGGCACCGCUACGAGUUCCUGGAGACCCUGGGCAAGGGCACCUACGGGAAGGUGAAGAAGGCGCGGGAGAGCUCGGGGCGCCUGGUGGCCAUCAAGUCCAUCCGGAAAGAUAAAAUCAAAGAUGAGCAAGAUUUGAUGCAUAUACGUCGGGAGAUUGAGAUCAUGUCGUCACUCAACCACCCCCACAUCAUCACCAUCCAUGAAGUGUUUGAGAACAGCAGCAAGAUCGUGAUCGUCAUGGAGUACGCCAGCCGGGGUGACCUGUAUGACUACAUCAGUGAGCGGCAGCGGCUCAGUGAGUGUGAAGCCCGGCAUUUCUUCCGGCAGAUCGUCUCUGCCGUGCACUACUGCCACCAGAAUGGAGUUGUCCACCGGGAUCUUAAGCUGGAGAACAUCCUCUUAGAUGCCAAUGGAAAUAUCAAGAUUGCUGACUUUGGCCUCUCCAACCUGUACCACCAAGGAAAGUUCCUGCAGACGUUCUGUGGGAGCCCACUCUAUGCCUCACCCGAGAUCGUCAAUGGGAAGCCCUACACGGGUCCAGAGGUGGACAGCUGGUCCCUGGGUGUUCUCCUCUACAUCCUGGUGCAUGGCACCAUGCCUUUUGAUGGACAGGACCAUAAGACGCUGGUGAAACAGAUCAGCAGCGGGGCCUACCGAGAGCCGCCUAAACCCUCUGAUGCCUGCGGCCUCAUCCGGUGGCUGCUAAUGGUGAACCCCACCCGCCGGGCCACCCUGGAGGAUGUGGCCUGUCACUGGUGGGUCAACUGGGGCUAUGCCACCCGUGUGGGGGAGCAGGAGGCUCCGCGGGAGGGUGGGCACCCUGGCAGUGACUUCGUCCGGGCCUCGGUGGCUGACUGGCUCCGGCGCUCGUCCCGCCCCCUCCUGGAGAACGGGGCCAAGGUGUGCAGCUUCUUCAAGCAGCAUGCGCCGGGCAGUGGGAGCACCGCCCCUGGCCUGGAGCGCCAGCAUUCGCUCAAGAAGUCCCGCAAGGAGAAUGACAUGGCCCAGUCUCUCCAGGGCAACCCAGCCAACGACUCCUCCCCUCGCCCUGGCAAGAGCAACCUCAAGCUGCCAAAGGGGAUUCUCAAGAAGAAGGUGUUGCCCUCGGAGGGGGCAAAAGAGGACCCUCAGGAACCCAGCCUUGUCCCUGUGAGCCCAGGGCAGGCUGGCCCCCUGCUCCCCAAGAAGGGCAUCCUCAAGAAAUCUCAGCAGCGCGAGUCUGGCUACUACUCCUCUCCUGAGCCCAGUGAGUCUGGGGAGCUGUUGGAUGCAGGGGACGUGUUUGUGAGUGAAGACCCCACGAAGCAGAAGCCACCCCAGGCCUCGGGGCUGCUCCUCCGUCGCAAGGGCAUUCUCAAACUCAACGGCAAGUUCUCCCGCACCGCCCUGGAGCUCACAGCCCCUGCCACCUUUGGCUCCUUGGAUGAACUGGCCACACCUCGCCCCCCAGCCCGGGCCAGCCGUCCCUCAGGGGCUGUGAGCAAGGACAGCAUUCUGUCCUCUGAGUCCUUUGACCAGCUGGACUUGCCUGAACGGCUCCCUGAGCCCCCACUUCGGGGCUGUGUAUCUGUGGACAACCUCAUGGGGCUUGACGAGCCCCCCACAGAAGGCCUGAGGCGCUGGCGGCAGGAUCCCCUGGGGGGGGAUAGCUGUUUUUCCCUGACAGACUGCCAGGAGGUGACAGAGACCUACCGACAGGCACUGGGGGUCUGCUCAAAGCUCAGUUGAGGGUGGAAGGGGUUCCCCGGCUGGGCAGACUCUGCACCCCUAGGGGAGAGUGCCUUCUCCCCUGCCCCCGAGGACCAGUGUCCCAGCUCAGGAGGCUAAGAUGGUUUGCAAGGGAGCCCUGGGGAGGAUGUGGGAAAUGGGCAAAUGGAGUUUGCCCAGGGUUCAUGUCUUUGGCCCUAGUGAGCCAGGAAGAUAAUAGAGGGGGAAAGACUAAAGGAGUGGGGGAAUGGGAAGGCCUGUGGCGAGUCCAGAUAGCCUGUUUCUUGUACAGAUGAUGGGGAUGCAGAGCCCUGGAGAGAGCCUCUGUCAGUGCCUAUCUCCUUUAUUGCCAUGAACAAGUCAUGCACGGUGCCUUGCAAGCACAGCCCCUUCCCUACUCAUUCCCUGCCACAGUGGUGAUGGACAGUCUUCACACACACCCCUCCCCAUCAACCACCAGAACUGGAAUAUGUGACACCUCUGAUGUGCCUGGGGUGUCCUGGGAAUGGUCUGGAGUAACCCUUCCUUAUUUAUCCCCAGGAAUGAGAGAACACAAGCUCUGUUCCUCAAAGGUUCUCUCCCCUUCCCCAUCCUCCAAACCAGGCCUGAGCCUCCUGGAGUCGCUGCUAUGAAUCUAAAAGACUUGAAAAGGCUCAGGCUGCUAAUGGACUUCAUCUCAAGGGGCCCAGACUUCUCUGGACCCCACCUUGGACCUCAAAGACUGGGAACGUGUGCCUCUAAGCUGCUCCUGAAGUCUAGUCUAUGGAUGUGUCUGUUUCUCGGGGCUUUCAGGACUCUAGAAUGACCUUAUUUAUUUUUAUGUUCUUAACUCUGUUUUAAAAAAGUGAAUCUUGCUGUUUUCAAUAAUGUGAAUGGUGUGUUCUGGGGAAUCCACUAUGACAUCUAAGUUUUGUCUAAAGAGAUUUCUGCAAUGAUUCUGCACUGAUCAUGGGGUAAGGGUGAUCUUUUGCAAAUCCACAUGCUCCAUUGCACCGUCUGGAGAUGGGUCUCUGGUUCCCCUCACUCCACACCCCGAUUCGGUCUACCUGACAGUCCCUCUUCCUUUCCUCUAUAGCCAGGAAGAACCGCUCCAUUAAAACCAGCAUGGUGACUGGAAAA
Molecule: messenger RNA, 3029 nt
Organism: Galeopterus variegatus (Sunda flying lemur)
Lineage: Eukaryota; Metazoa; Chordata; Mammalia; Dermoptera; Cynocephalidae
Gene: NUAK2
Product: NUAK family, SNF1-like kinase, 2
Exons: 8
Coding region: 42-1931 (629 amino acids)
Biological process (GO): microtubule cytoskeleton organization; protein phosphorylation; intracellular signal transduction
Cellular component (GO): cytoplasm
Molecular function (GO): protein serine/threonine kinase activity; tau-protein kinase activity; ATP binding
Source: RefSeq, a predicted model, not a curated record